Molecule: messenger RNA, 561 nt
Organism: Salvia miltiorrhiza (redroot sage)
Lineage: Eukaryota; Viridiplantae; Streptophyta; Magnoliopsida; Lamiales; Lamiaceae
Product: 60S ribosomal protein L37a-1
Exons: 5
Coding region: 138-416 (92 amino acids)
Biological process (GO): translation
Cellular component (GO): ribosome
Molecular function (GO): structural constituent of ribosome
Source: RefSeq, a predicted model, not a curated record
UAAAUGGACCUAAAUAAAAGUUGGGCUACAACAAUUUGAUAGCCCAAGGUUUCGCUUCUAUAUAAUCAUACAGCAUUUGCAGUUUAGGGUAAAAUCUAGGGUUCCGUCUGUCAGUCGCCUCUUCUCGUUCACCUGCAAUGGCCAAGAGAACCAAGAAGGUCGGUAUUGUCGGGAAAUAUGGAACCCGUUAUGGUGCUAGUUUGAGGAAGCAAAUCAAGAAGAUGGAAGUUAGUCAGCACAGCAAGUACUUUUGCGAGUUUUGCGGCAAGUAUGCAGUGAAGAGGAAGGCAGUCGGCAUCUGGGGUUGCAAGGACUGUGGCAAAGUGAAGGCUGGGGGUGCAUACACAAUGAACACUGCCAGUGCCGUGACCGUCAGGAGCACUAUCAGAAGGUUGAGGGAGGCAACUGAGAGUUAGAUAUUAGUCAAGGCUGAGAUUUAUUGAAUGUAGUGAAUUUUGGUUGUUGUUUCUCAUUUUCAAUGAAAGUAACUUUAGACUUGGAUGCUUAUGCUCGUGUGAGACCCUACUUUUUCUUUAAUACUGAGGCUGAUUUCCUUCAAAA